Drosophila persimilis is the source of this 1832-nucleotide messenger RNA. RefSeq names its product pickpocket protein 28 (gene ppk12). The coding region runs from base 37 to 1773 and encodes 578 amino acids. Gene Ontology annotation, biological process: sodium ion transmembrane transport. The record is from RefSeq and is a predicted model, not a curated record. Gene Ontology annotation, molecular function: ligand-gated sodium channel activity. Lineage: Eukaryota; Metazoa; Arthropoda; Insecta; Diptera; Drosophilidae. Gene Ontology annotation, cellular component: membrane. The transcript has 7 exons.
GUUUGUUGCUGAUUGCCUUCGAGAUAUUAGGUAUUUAUGGAGACGUUAGCAGGAAUUAGCUCAAUAGUUGCAAUGGAGUCAUCAAAUAAACCAGAAAGGGAGGGAUCCUCUAUGUUUCUGUUGAGGAGCUUUGGCAGGAGUCUCAAAGAAUUCCUCAAGAGCACGGGCCUGCAUGGACUGAAGUUUGUGGGAGACUCCAGUCUCAGCAGUUGGGAGAGAUCAUUUUUCCUUUGCUCAUUUGUGGUCGCCUUGGUGAUCACAUGCAAUCUCAUCGUGAACAUCUACGCCAAGUGGGAUAGUACACCGGUGAUAAUUGGGAUCAGCCCACAGGCCACCUCCAUUCUGAAAGUUCCCUUUCCGGCCAUCACCAUAUGCAACAUGAAUCAGGUUCAGAGCAGCCAGGUUUCCCAUUACAAAGAAGGCUCCGAUGAAAGUGCUAUCUUGAAGCUGUUGUGUAAUUCCGAAAUCGACGACUCUGAUGACCUUGAAGAUGUUGUGAAACGCAGUAGUUUUGCUCGGAAUACCCUCAGGAUAUCUGAUUUUGUUUCGAAUCACUCGCAGCACUGCGAUACAAUGCUGCUCUACUGCAGAUUCAAUGCCGUAGAGCACAACUGCUCGCACCUGUUUCAACCGCUCCUGACGGACGAGGGGCUCUGCUGUGUAUUCAACUUCCAGCCACCAGAGUUCCUCUACAAGCCAUUUUCAAAAAGCAAACGAAAUUUAACAAUGAAAAAUGGGUUUGAGGCGGUCAAAUGGAAUCUAGAGACAGGUUAUCCCGACAAAUUACCAGCCAAAUAUUAUCCAGCGACAGCCAUUGGGACUGGGAUUGCACUGGGAUUUAGUGCUGUUCUCGAUGCUCAGAUGAGCGAGUACUACUGCUCCUCUACCAAUGGACCCGGCUUCAAGGUUUACUUCCACAAUCCAACCGAAGUGCCUGUUGUUAAGGAGGCAGGACUCAUCACCGCCAUCGGCUAUGAAACCAACUACCGCAUGGAGGUGGUACGAGCCGAGGCAGUGCCAGCCAUUCGCUCCAUUUCUCGGGAUGGUCGCCAGUGCCUUUUCGGAAACGAGAAGGAACUGAUCUUCUACAAGACCUACAGCCGGCUGAAUUGCGAGCACGAAUGCAUGGCAGGAUACUUGUAUGAGUCGUGUGCCUGCAUACCCUUUGACUAUCCGCAGAUCUACAGCAACGCCACAAUGUGUGGCAUGAAGGACACUCUCUGCCUGCGUCGGGCCCAACAGGCUGCCAUCCGACCUGAAUGGGUCAAGUGCCGGCAGCAGUGCCUGCCCAGCUGCUUCGACCUCAGCUACUUGGCCAGCGGCUUCUCCUUUCCCCUGGCCACUAGCAAAUUCCAGUUGGCCAAUCCUCUGGUGGAGAGCAUGAACAAAUCGUAUCUGAGUGAGAACAUAGCCGUCAUCAAUGUCUACUACCGUGAGUCCGUCUACUACGGCAAUAUGAAGAAUGCCUAUGUCGGAUUGACAGAGUUCCUGUCUAACAUUGGUGGCGUGAUGGGCCUGUUUAUGGGCUUUAGUGUAAUCUCACUGGCCGAAAUCUUUUACUUUCUUCUUCUGAAACCCCUCGUAGAACUCUUCAUGUGGAAAAGAUCACCACAGGUUGACAUAAAGCAUAAUGCAUUUGCCAUAGAAAAGCCGGGGAUUUCCGAUAAUGAAGCCAUGUGGCAUACACGAGAACUGUAUCCCCAGGGUCUAACGCUAAAGUUCAGCAGAAAAGUAAAGAGAAGUCGAAAUAGCUCAAAUGUAUUCCCCCAGUGAGCAAUAAUAGAACCUUAUAGUUCUACCACAAAAUUGCAAAUACAGUGCUUGCUAAAUUA